CGUGAGCAGAUAAUAAUUUAUUGUUUUUGAGUAAUAACAAUUUUGAGUCACAGCCUGCCGACAUCCAGGAUUUUUAUUUCAAGCCUUACAGUUAUCAAUCCAAAUAAUUUACUUGUUCCUGUUCGAAGUAUCACAUGAUAGUCUAUGAAUUCAACCAGAAAAAGUAGAACUUUGACAAAGAAGAAGCCCAGUGACCAUCUAUCGCCGGCGACGAGAGGGGCUUCUCCGUGCAAAAUUGAUGGUGACUCUGGCAGAAAGAUCAAAUUAGCUGCCAUCCAUAAAGCUUUACUGUCGGAUCCAGUAGAUGUAGCCACAUUGCGCAAACUUGCCAUCAGUCAUGGUGGACUACUGAAUGAUGAACUCCGAAGAAAGGCCUGGCCGAAAUUACUAAACGUAAAUGUUUUUGAAAUUCCACCCAAACCAGAUGCAGACGUAACCAGUCAUCGCGAUUACCACCAAGUUGUACUAGAUGUGAACCGAUCAUUAAGGAGAUUCCCACCAGGGAUGCGAAAUGAUCAGCGAGAAGUGCUACAAGAACAACUCAUCAACGUCAUUGUCAGGGUUUUGUUGAGAAAUAAACAACUGCAUUAUUAUCAGGGAUAUCAUGACAUCUGUGUAACCUUCCUACUUGUAGUUGGACAAGAUUUAGCAUUUGCUUUGAUUGAAAAAUUAUCAACCCAUCAUCUGAGAGAUUUCAUGGACCGUACAAUGGACAGUACAAAACAUAUAUUAAACUAUUUACUACCUAUCAUUGGAAAGGCUAACCCUGAACUCAGAGAAUUUAUGGACAGGUCUACCGUUGGUACAGUAUUUGCCUUAGCCUGGUUGAUUACGUGGUAUGGCCACGUACUGAGCGAUUUUCGUAGUGUUGUUCGGUUGUACGAUUUCUUCUUGGCCUGUCAUCCUCUCAUGCCUGUUUACUUAGCAGCUGCAAUUGUGUUACAUAGAGAGACUGAGGUGCUGAGUGGCGAGUGUGAGAUGACAUAUGUACAUAGUUUACUUUCUAAAAUACCGCAAGAUUUACCAUUUGAAAACCUUAUAAGCAGAGCUGGUGAUUUAUUUGUACAAUAUCCGCCGACAGCAUUGGCGAAAGAAGCACGGUUACAGUAUAAACAAAGUUCAACUUUAUCCAAACACGACGAGUUUGAACAGACAUCCCUACGACAGAGACCAGACACAAUACUGAGACAGAGAAAAAAGGGCAAAUUAACGACGAGUCAGCUGAAAGAUAUCAACAAGAAAGAGCACAGUCCAGUCGUGAAGGUUGCUAUAUGGGCAAUCACUGCAUCGGUUGGUGCCGCACUGUUUGCUGUCUUGAACACUGCAGCUGAAUGGAUGUGA
Saccoglossus kowalevskii is the source of this 1341-nucleotide messenger RNA. Its product is annotated as TBC1 domain family member 20-like. Gene Ontology annotation, molecular function: GTPase activator activity. Gene Ontology annotation, cellular component: endoplasmic reticulum membrane. Gene Ontology annotation, biological process: endoplasmic reticulum to Golgi vesicle-mediated transport; positive regulation of GTPase activity. The record is from RefSeq and is a predicted model, not a curated record. NCBI's taxonomy places the organism in Eukaryota, Metazoa, Hemichordata, Enteropneusta, Harrimaniidae.